ACAGUGCUCGGACCAGUUUUUAUCAAAUUCGGACCAGCAAAAUCGGACCAGCAUCGAAUGUACGAGGAAAAUUGCAGCCUGUGGAAAUCAUUCGCCGCCCAUUUGUACAAGAGGGAGAUUCCUCAAAACGCGGAUUUUCAUUUCGUCAAAACAGUAAAUACUACGUUCGGACGAAUUGCGAGGUUUGUUCUGUUCGGAGAUUCCCGCAUCUGUCCAGCGGCAGAAAACGUGUUUUAGUGAGAGUGAUUCGAAAAAAAAAUUGUUCGAAUACAAAGAUUUACAUC
Molecule: messenger RNA, 284 nt
Organism: Aplysia californica (California sea hare)
Lineage: Eukaryota; Metazoa; Mollusca; Gastropoda; Aplysiida; Aplysiidae
Source: RefSeq, a predicted model, not a curated record